Molecule: messenger RNA, 1230 nt
Organism: Aspergillus viridinutans
Lineage: Eukaryota; Fungi; Ascomycota; Eurotiomycetes; Eurotiales; Aspergillaceae
Exons: 2
Coding region: 1-1230 (409 amino acids)
Source: RefSeq, a predicted model, not a curated record
AUGCCUCCGAAACGCUCUGCUUCGAACACGUCCUCUAGCAGCUCUAAGAAAGCCAAAGUGGAGAGCGACGCAAAAUCGGGCGACCUCCGCACAAUGAAGAGCACGCGCUGGUCGCGCGUCUCGGGAUCUGGCAAUGCCGACGCUGCAUACAAGUCCUCCAUCGAGGAUCCCGUGAAGGCAUAUUCCUAUGUUUGCAUCUGUCGGCUGCCGUCCGACGAUGGAGACGACGGGGAAGAUGAACGCGAUCGGGAAAAUGAAGACGACCGCGAAAUCGGAGACGACCGCGAGGAUGAAGACGAUUGGGAAGACGAAACAUCAAAAUCUUCCUGCGACGCGGGAAAGACAUGUCUGUGCAACAAGCCCGCAGCAGAGCAUCCUAAUCAUCCCUUAAUUUUGAGCAACGCGGGCAAGAGCAAGUGGUUCACUCAGCAUACUUUCCUGGACCUUCGCUGUCCAGACGCCUUCAGAAUGUAUACCUUCAACGACCAUGAGGGUUAUGGCGCGCUCGAGGUCGUGCAAAACCUAUUCAUCGACUAUGUCGAGGCCUCUUUUUAUUGGCAAGAGCAGUGGGCAGUUUGCGAGGCUACAGCGAUGCUAUACAUGAGCGACGCUUUAGCUCCGUUGAAUUUCGUCGACGAUGCCGACGCCGUCUACGCCACCCUUGUGUUGGCUGGACGCAUGUUCCUUGCGAUGCUCGCGAAGCUUGAGCACCUUAACCUCCUGACGCCAGAUUCUGAGGUCAAAAACCUCGGCUUCAUAAUGGCCUCUUACAUUAAGCUUGCUGCCACUGAAGACAUCCUUGACCUCCACGACAUCACCGACGAGGUUAAGAAAAAUAAUGGAACGGACGAGACCAUCACCUUCGUUCGGUCUGAUUUCCCCUCCCACAUCCUCGCCUAUGCCAAGAAAUACAACAUCAAGCUUGUCGGGCCCACAGGUAUUGACAAGAUUAUCGAGGACCUGGAUGACGAAGCUGAAGUGCCUGAGCGUGACGAGGAGCCUUUCGGUGACCCUUGGAACUUCGCCGACGCUAGCGAAGAGUACGCUGACAAUCACGCCUGUUGCCAUAACGGCCGGAAAGGGUUCAAGAGUCAGCUUGGCGGCGACACCCUGGACAUCACCACCUGGAGUUCAGCAGACCGCAAGAAGGCAAGCUUUGACGGUAAAGACCCCCUCGGUAAGGAAGAACGUGACGCCAUCAAGAAUGGGUUGAUCAUGUAUCUGGCUUAG